AUGGCUAAACAUCACCCAGAUCUCAUCAUGUGCAGGAAGCAGCCAGGGAUCGCCAUCGGAAGGCUUUGUGAGAAAUGUGACGGUAAAUGAGUCAUUUGUGAUUCUUACGUCCAUCCUUGCUCUUUAGUCAAGAUUUGUGAUGAGUGCAAUUUCGGAAGUUUCCAAGGCAGAUGAACUAUUUGCGGAGGCCCAGGCAUUUCUGACGCCUAUUACUGCAAGGAAUGUGUGCUACUGGAGAAAGAUAGGGAUGGAUGCCCGAAAAUAGUUAACCUAGGAAGUGCCAAAACAGAUCUGUUCUAUGAACGAAAGAAAUAUGGGUUUACUCAGAAAUAAUUAAGGAUGGAGGUUGGCUAAAUUUCAAGAAUUUUA
Moneuplotes crassus is the source of this 369-nucleotide messenger RNA. The record is from the annotation of a GenBank genome assembly. Lineage: Eukaryota; Ciliophora; Spirotrichea; Euplotida; Euplotidae.